Messenger RNA from Phalaenopsis equestris, 3797 nucleotides. RefSeq lists its product as uncharacterized. The transcript is spliced from 10 exons. Gene Ontology annotation, biological process: regulation of DNA-templated transcription. Gene Ontology annotation, molecular function: DNA-binding transcription factor activity; protein dimerization activity. The record is from RefSeq and is a predicted model, not a curated record. Bases 479 to 3382 code for a protein of 967 amino acids. NCBI's taxonomy places the organism in Eukaryota, Viridiplantae, Streptophyta, Magnoliopsida, Asparagales, Orchidaceae.
AGGUCGAGCCGGCGGUAGCCCUGCCAGGCCGCCGUACGUUUUCCUCCACAUUAAAAAUUUCCACUUUGUUUCACCCCCUCUCUCUCUCGCGCUCGCACACAUACCUGUCGAAUUGAAUAGAAUAUUUCCUCGAUUUCCGAUUCAUCUCCGGAUGAAGCGAAUGAUGACAGGCCACGGUACUAGAGCCAUCAGCACCGAUGUGUAGGCGUCGCUGAAACAGGAUUGAAAGGUCUCGUCUUUCUAUGAUAUUCUUCACUUUCUAGUCAGUGGUCACUCUCCGGCGGCGCUCUGCCAGUCCAUGGGUCGCCGACGAGCGGCGAGGAAGCGGCGAGAGGGGCUUCGAGCGAAGCAAGCGGGAAGAGGUUCUUGCAGAGGUAGCUAAGAGCUCACGGGGGCUAGCAGGCAUUAUCGGAUUCUUCCUAUUUUUCUCUGUGAGGAGGCAUAACAGACUCAGCGUUUCGAGCGAGGUAGUACAGUGAUGGGGCUCGCACUCGGAGACGUGUUGAAGCGGCUCUGCGUCGAGAUUGGGUGGUCUUAUGCUGUUUUUUGGAGGGCGGUUGGUCUACAGGAACAGAGGUGUUUGAUCUGGGAGGAUGGCUAUUGUGGACGAAUGCAUGGCGCAAUAUCCGGUUUUGAAGCUAUGGAUUUACUCAUUAAGGAGAAGGGGCUUCUCCGUGGUUCUCGGUGUGAGGAACGUUUUACUGAGCUUGGACGCUCCACUGAGGACAGAAUCUACGCGCUGGUUCAUAGGAGUAUGACGAGCCAAGUUCAUGUUGUGGGAGACGGAGUAGUUGGGAAAGCUGUUUCAACAGGGAGACAUAACUGGAUUCUUCAAGGCAAGCUUAAUCAAAAAUUUUCAGCAACCAAGGAUUUAGUUGAGAUAAAUCAACAAUUUCUGGCAGGCAUCCAGACAAUAGCUGUUAUUCCUAUCCUUCCACAAGGCGUUCUUCAACUUGGUUCCACCCAGCUGAUUUUUGAGGAAAUUGGGUUUGUUAAUUUUGUGCAACAUUUAUUUAUGCAACCGGGAAGCAUGGCAGGAACAAAUUUAUGUGAUGGUAGUGGUACCAUCUUGAACCAGAAGCCCCCGAUACUAGAUAUUACACAACCAUCCUCUAGUCAGUUUGGAAAUGUCAGUAGUAAUGUAGAUGGCUUACUUUCUCACAAUCUUCAUGAGGUAGAUCAACUUUUCAGAGGCCAUGACCCCAGAUUUACUUCCAAAACUUCAUCUUUAUUUACAUCUUCACUUAAUAAGGUUCCUCUCUCAUCUCAACAAAUGUUGCUUGACAGCAACAUUAGCUCAAAGAAAAUGUUGCCUUUUUGCAACUUCUCCCAAUCAACUUGCCAUAUUGUUCAACCUAAUCUUUAUUCAAAUAACCAGCUAAAAAGUGAGUGUCUGGAACAUCCGGGGACAUUUUCAGCUUCUAAUUCCAUGAUAAGUGAAAAAUCUUUGCCUCAGAAUUUGGGCUAUGGGAAUCAUUGUCGAUCUGAAGAUGUGAAUGGAAGUUUGUUUGCUGGUCAUUUGAAAUCCCUUGAAAACCAAUUCAGGACAGAUCAAGGGACAGCACAUGGAUCUGCUGGCAACCAUGAAGCUAUGGUGGACAGCUCUAGCUUACCUCACCUUGGAACUCAUGAAUCUAAACUCUAUGAUUCCCAUGGAUGUUCUGAGUCAGCUUCAUCAUUUGGUAGAAGUAGCUCAUCCAAUAAGAAAGAGAAUAUUGGAAAUAGUUGUUCACUUUCUAGUGGUGUAAUGAAAUGCAUCAGAAGUGAAAUUUCUUUUGAAAGCAAUGCAUCUCAAAUACAAAGCCUAACAGAUGAUUUAGAUAGGGUUCGUAUGCUUUCUUGUGGCUUUAGCCAGACUCAGUCUACCUCCACUGGUAAAAUCUCUUCAACUUUGUUUUCUCUCAAUAAAGAAAAGGAUGAAAACAUAAAAUGUCAAGCUCUUGAUGGAUCUAGAGACAGAUUGCAUAAUAUUUCUAAAAGAGAUGAUUGGUAUGAUUAUCAUCUAGUUUCAGCAAACAAUCAGGAUCCUAAUGGUUCUGUUUCUCAAGCUAGUGUUCAGUACAGUGUGGUUGCUUAUAACCCCAAAAUAUUGCCUCCUUCAAGCAUAAAAACAACUUUUGAUAUGCAACAACAAAAUGCUGAAAACAUUUUAUUUGAUCCAUUUGAUCUUGAUCAGGUAUCUAAUGCCAGUUACAGUCUUCUGGAGGAUUCUUUUGUAAAUUUGAAUGGCAUGGAAGUUUGUGAGUUGAGCGCAGAUGUUCCUGCUUGCGUAAGACAGGUAGAUGCAGUUAUUGGUGAUAUAUUAAAUGAUGAAAUUUCAUGUAGUGGUGGGCUUUUCUGUGAAAGUGGUAGCGAUCAACUGUUGGAUGCUAUAGUUUCACAGAUGAAGCCAAAUAGAAAGCUCAUCUCCGAUGAUAAUGUUUCUUGUAAUACGGCAUCAACAAAAACAAGCAAUGUUUCGCUUCCCAACAGCUCUACACAAUGUAAUAUGGCAGCUUUAUCAGAGCAAUUAGCAGGAAAUUUUGUAGGGAAGUCUCCAAAUAUUACUAAAUUACAGACAGCUGGCACAAGUUCGUUUACAUCUGAAUGCAGCAGGGAGAGAUCUGAAGGUUUAUGCUCCCUGGGGGAUGAAAAAUCUAAAUCACAAAUCAGUUUAUGGGUUGGAAAGGCUAGGAAUAUGACUUGUGAUGGGAUGUCUUCUGCAAAUUGUAAAAAAAUUGAUGAUGCGGGUAAGCUGAAUAGAAAAAGGUCGAGAACAGGAGAAAAUCCACGACCAAGGCCGAAAGAUCGCCAGAUGAUCCAGGACCGUGUCAAGGAACUACGGGAAAUUGUACCCAAUGGAGCUAAGAUGAGCAUUGAUGCUUUACUGGAAAAAACCAUCAAGCACAUGCUUUUCUUGCAAAGUGUCACAAAACAUGCUGAUAAGCUCAAGGAAACCGGGAGGCCUAAGAUCAUCAGUGAGGAUGAGGGCCUGCUCCUAAAGGACAAUUUCGAUGGCGGCGCAACAUGGGCAUUCGAGGUUGGCAGCCAAUCUGUGAUCUGCCCCAUCGUAGUUGAAGAUCUUAGCACUCCUCGACACAUGCUUGUAGAGAUGCUCUGUGAGAAAAGAGGUCUCUUCCUUGAGAUUGCUGACUUAAUUAGAGGCUUAGGAUUGACUAUCUUGAAAGGAGUUAUGGAAGCUCGUGAUGAAAAAGUGUGGGCUCGAUUCGCAGUUGAGGCAAAUAAGGAUAUUACAAGGAUGGAUGUUUUUCUAUCUUUAGUACAUUUGUUAGAACCAACAGCAGGAAACGCUGUACUAGAAGGCAUGCGGAACUGUAAGAAGCCACAAAAUGUGUUUAACCAGUCUUCCAUUCCUGUAACUGGAGCAGCUGACUGCCUUUAACUCCAUUUUUGUUCUGGGAAUGCUGAGAGUGAGGUUUUUUUCCUCUGCCAUGACUAGCAUUCUUCUUACAGCAAGGUUAUACUUUUAACUGAAUGAUUUUGCUCUCUUUCAAGCUAUUUGGGGUUAAGUUACUGACCGUACAUGUAGUACUGAAGUUCAUAUAGCUGAAGGAUUCGGGAGACUUUGGGCUUUAGAUAGUUCCUCCUUUUGGGUAUAAAAAUCACAGCUUUUUAUUGCUGAAUCUCUUCCUUGAGAGACCUCCAUGUAUCACGGGUUUUCACGUGCAGAGGCCGAAGCUAAGCGAAUGAAUUUCUUAGUGAUUUUUCAUUUUAUUUUGCUAUAGUUUUAUGUUGCAGACCGAGUCAUUUUCAUGGCUUUUUUCAAGAUUAAGUUGAUGUAAUGUGAAGUUUUUUGA